AUGCAAAAGUGCUCUCUGUUUUUCAUUUCUCUGAUCAUCAUUUUGGGGAUAAGCUACAUUGAUGCUUUCACCAGAAACGAUUUUCCUGAUGAUUUUUACUUCGGAGCUGCCACUUCUGCUUAUCAGUGGGAAGGAGCUGCAGAUGAAGAUGGAAGGACUCCUAGCGUUUGGGAUGCUUUCACCCACUUUGGUGACAAAAGUAAUGGAGAUAUAGCAUGUGAUGGUUAUCACAAAUAUAAGGAAGAUGUUAAACUGAUGGCAGAAAUGGGUUUAGAAGCAUUCAGAUUCUCCAUCUCAUGGACAAGGCUAAUACCUAAUGGAAGAGGACCAGCCAACCCAAAAGGUAUAAAUUUUUACAAGAACCUCAUCAAAGAACUACGAAGCCACGGAAUCGAACCACACGUUACACUUUACCACUAUGAUCUUCCUCUGACUCUAGAGGUUGAGUACGGAGGAUGGAUCGACCGCAAAAUCAUAGAAGACUUCACUGCUUUUGCAGAUGUAUGCUUCAGAGAGUUUGGAGACGAUGUGAAGUUUUGGACUACAAUCAAUGAAGCUAAUAUAUUCGCCAUUGGUGCUUAUACCGAAAGAGUUGUGCCACCUGGACAUUGUUCUCCUAUCAAUUGCUCCACUGGAAACUCUCCUACUGAACCAUAUAUUGCAGGCCAUAACAUGUUGCUAGCUCAUGCCUCUGCUUCCAAAUUGUAUAGACUAAAGUACAAGAGUAAGCAAAGAGGAUCCAUAGGCCUUAGCAUAUAUGCAUUCGGGCUAAGUCCUUAUACUAACUCCAAGGACGAUGAAAUCGCAACUGAGAGAGCUAAAGAUUUCCUCUACGGCUGGAUGUUGGAGCCUUUGGUGUUUGGUGACUAUCCGGAAGUAAUGAAGGGAAUAUUGGGAUUGUGGUUACCAGUUUUCACAGAGCAAGAGUCAGAGCAAGUGAAAGGAUCAUCUGACUUUGUAGGAAUAAUUCACUACACGACAGUCUAUAUCAGAAACAGUAGUCCAGCAACUUCUCUCCUUCCCGGCGACAGUAGCUUCUUCACAGACAUGGGCGCAGAGAUUAUCGACAUUGGGAAUUCUUCCAUCUCUAAGGAGAUUUCUAUUCCAUGGGGUUUUGAGAGUGUGUUGGAGUAUAUGAAACAGAGCUAUAACAAUCCACCUAUCUACGUUCUUGAAAACGGUUUAGGUACAUUACACAAUUCGACGCUGCAAGACUCAGAAAGAGUUGAGUAUAUUCAAGCUUACAUUGGUGCAAUGCUCAACGCCAUCAAGAAUGGAUCGGACACGAGAGGUUACUUUUUAUGGUCGAUGAUUGAUUUGUUCGAGUUAUUAGAUGGAUACGAGACCAGCUACGGAUUGUACUAUGUGAAUUUCAGCGAUCCUGGUCUCGAGAGAUCUCCAAAGCUCUCUGCUUAUUGGUACACUGGUUUUCUCAAUGGUACAAUUGAUGUUGUUACUCAAGAAAUAACUCAGUUGCAGAGAAACUUCUCUGCUUCUUUUUCCUUGUAA
Microthlaspi erraticum is the source of this 1509-nucleotide messenger RNA. The record is from the annotation of a GenBank genome assembly. Lineage: Eukaryota; Viridiplantae; Streptophyta; Magnoliopsida; Brassicales; Brassicaceae.